This is a messenger RNA of Sorghum bicolor (sorghum), 4523 nucleotides long. Its product is annotated as translocase of chloroplast 159, chloroplastic. The transcript is spliced from 2 exons. The coding region runs from base 145 to 4248 and encodes 1367 amino acids. Gene Ontology annotation, molecular function: GTP binding; GTPase activity. Gene Ontology annotation, biological process: protein targeting to chloroplast. Gene Ontology annotation, cellular component: chloroplast outer membrane. NCBI's taxonomy places the organism in Eukaryota, Viridiplantae, Streptophyta, Magnoliopsida, Poales, Poaceae. The record is from RefSeq and is a predicted model, not a curated record.
CUUGCCCAGCCUGACCUAAAACCCUCCCUCACCUCACCUUAUCUUCUCAUCGCCUCGCCUCCCCCCCACCCGGCUUCCUCGAAUCCUUCUACUGCUGCCGCUGUUUUCUUGCUUCGUUGCGUGCUGGCGGAGCAAGAGGCGGCCAUGGCCACCACCACCGACGCCGCCGACCCAGUCGCGCCUCCUGUGGAGGAAGAGAGCGCUGCCCCGGCGGCCGCCGAGGAGGAGCCGCCCAAGAAAGUCGAGGAGGCUGUGGCCACCACCGACGCCGCCCCAGUCGCGCCCGCGCCCGCGCCCGUGGAGGACGAAACCCCGGCCCCGGCGGCGGCGGCGGCGGCGGCCGAGGAGGAGUCCACCAAGAAAGUCGAGGCGGCGGCGGCGGAGGAGGUGGAGGAGGAUAAGGAGGCGCCGGCGAAGGUAGUGGCGGGUGGGGGAGAGGGGGAGGAGGAGGAGGACGUGAGAUUGGAGGGGGAAAGUGAGGGUUUGGGGGGUCCGGAGGCCGAGAAUGGCCAGGCGGAGGGUGUCGGAGGAGGACACGAUGUCGGGGAGGUAAAAGAGGCGGAGGAGGAUGAUAAAGGUGGAAAUUUGGGCGUGGCGGAGGCCGAGAAGGAUGGCGGCGGCGAGGAAUUGGCGUCGGAGGACGGGGAGGCAGCCCCUUCUGGGGCCGAGCCCGUGCCGGUGGUGGAGUCCAAGUCGGAGAACGGCGAAUUGGGGGAGGGCGAUCCUUCUCUGGCUUUCCAUGAUGCACUGGAAGGUGAUGAGAAGGGCGAAUUGCAGAAGGAGGAGCAGCAGGAGGAUGAGGAGGAAAGAGGUGCUGCACUUGAGGUAGAGGUUGUGGAUAAGGUGGCAGAUGACGCCGAGGCGCCGGUGGCCGCGGAGAAACUGGAACCAGAAAUUGAGAAGGGCGAGGAGGUAGGUUCUGGGAGUGGAGAUGGCGGUGAGUUGAGCGAUGAGAAGGAGGUUGAGGUCUCUCCUCCAAGCGAGGAGGUGGCGGAACCACAGGAUAAGGUAGCCCCCGAAGCUAAUGGUGAAUUGGGUGAUGAGAAGGAAGAAAGUGAUGAUGUGGUGGCUCUUGGAGGUGAAGAAGCCCCAGAAGAAUCGACUAACAAGGAUGCUGAUGGUGAUGAUGUGGUGGCUCUUGGAGGUGAAGAAGCCCCAGAAGAAUCGACUAACAAGGAUGCUGAUGGCGAUGAUGUGGUGGCUCUGGGAGGUGAUGAAGCCCCAGAAGAAUCAACUAAGAAGGAUGCUGAUGUAGAAGACGAAGCCACCAAGCCUGAGCCACCGAGUGAGGCAAGUCCAGUGGUUCUGAAUGAUGAAAGCAUAGAGGAGCUUGCUCCUGCAACUGCUGACAGUGUGCUUGAGGAUAGUCCUGAGAAGGAGCAGAAUGCUGAUGCCCAGACCACUGCCAGUGAAGUGGUGGAAGAUGUUGGUGUCGACAAGCCCACAGAGGUUGAGAAUGUUGCUGCUCCUAGUGCUGAUGGUAUCUUGUCUCGAGAGUUGGCUCCAGAAUCAAGCAAUGAAAAUAAGGGUGCUGAUGAGAUUGAAGGCGUCACUGAGGUUGUUGAUCGUGAAGAGGAGGCUGCUGAUAAUGACAUAAUUGAGGUUGUGCCAGAUGAUGAGGAUGGGGUUGGUAAUGAGGCUGACGACGAUGAUGACGGGGCGAACUCUGACACGAGUCCCGCACGGGUUGCAAUCUUAGAGAGCUCCGAGGCCGCGAAGCAGAUCAUGAAGGAGCUUGCAGAAGGCUCUAGUGGUAGUGUCUCAAGAGACUUCACCAAUAGCAUGGAUGGGCAGAUUAUGCUUGAUGAUUCUGAGGAUGACGAGGAUGAUGAUGAUAAUGAUGAUUCGGAUGAGAAGGGAUUUGAUUCUGCUGCCUUGGCGGCCCUUCUGAAAGCAGCAACCGGUGGAUCCUCAGAUGGGAAUAUCACAGUUGCUUCACCAGAUGGUUCUAGAAUAUUCACCAUGGACCGACCUGCUGGUCUUGGUUCAUCAGCCCCUUCUCUGAGGCCAACUGCACCUCGCCAACCUGCCCGGUCAAACCUAUUCAGCCCCUCGGAGCUAGCAGUUACUGCUGACCCUACAGAAGAGAUGACAGAGGAAGAGAAGAAGCUACACGACAAGGUUGAGUUGAUUAGAGUAAAGUUUCUGCGUCUGGUUUACAGACUAGGAGCUACUCCUGAAGAAACGGUUGCGGCACAAGUGCUGUACCGUCUGAGCCUUGCUGAGGGUAUCCGGCAUGGUAGGCAGACAAACCGAGCAUUCAGCCUUGAUAAUGCGCGGAGGAAAGCCUUACUUCUUGAAGCAGAGGGAAAGGAGGAACUGAACUUCUCAUGCAACAUACUUGUUCUAGGAAAGACUGGAGUUGGCAAAAGUGCAACUAUCAACUCUAUAUUUGGUGAAGAGAAGUCCAAAACUGAUGCCUUCAGCUCAGCAACCACUAAUGUGCGGGAAAUCAUUGGUGAUGUGGAUGGUGUCAAGAUUAGAAUCAUUGAUACACCUGGCCUUCGACCCAACGUUAUGGACCAAGGAUCAAACAGAAAGAUUCUUGCUGCUGUCAAGAAAUAUACCAAGAAAUGUCCGCCAGAUAUUGUUCUAUAUGUGGAUCGUCUGGAUAGUCUUAGCCGUGAUCUCAAUGAUUUGCCUCUUCUGAAGACCAUUACUGCUGUUCUUGGCUCAUCCAUAUGGUUCAAUGCCAUUGUUGCACUCACACAUGCUGCCUCUGCACCUCCUGAAGGCCUCAAUGGUGCUCCCAUGACAUAUGAGGUCUUGAUGGCUCAGAGAUCCCACAUCAUCCAGCAGUCCAUCAGGCAGGCUGCUGGAGAUAUGCGCUUGAUGAACCCAGUAGCCCUUGUUGAGAACCAUCCUUCAUGCAGGAAAAACCGUGAGGGCCAGAAAGUGCUUCCGAAUGGCCAAAGCUGGAGGCAUCAGAUGCUACUUUUGUGCUACUCCUCGAAGAUAUUAUCAGAAGCCAACUCACUUCUGAAGCUUCAGGAUCCUAAUCCUGGAAAGCUUUUUGGCUUCCGCUUCCGCUCCCCACCUCUUCCUUUCUUGUUGUCCUCACUCUUGCAGUCUAGAGCCCACCCGAAACUUUCUGCUGAGCAGGGUGGCAAUGAAGGUGAUUCUGACAUUGAAUUGGAUGACUAUUCUGAUGUAGAACAAGACGAUGACGAAGAAGAAUAUGAUCAGCUUCCACCUUUCAAGCCUUUGACCAAAGCUCAGCUUGCAAGGCUCACAAAGGAGCAGAAGAAUGCUUAUUUUGAUGAGUAUGACUACAGGGUCAAGCUUCUCCAGAAGAAACAAUGGAAGGAUGAGAUCCGCAGGUUAAAGGAGAUGAAGAAGAGGGGGAAAACUGAUCUGGAUGACUAUGGGUAUGCAAGUAUCGGUGGUGAGAACGAUCAGGAUCCUCCUCCAGAGAAUGUAUCAGUUCCCUUACCUGACAUGGUGCUGCCUCCUUCAUUUGACUGUGACAAUCCCACAUACCGGUACCGCUUUCUGGAGCCAACUUCGACUGUCCUAGCAAGGCCUGUUUUAGAUGCGCAUGGAUGGGAUCAUGACUGUGGUUAUGAUGGAGUGAGCGUUGAAGAGACACUAGCUAUCCUUAGCAGGUUCCCAGCAAAUGUAGCAGUUCAGGUCACCAAGGACAAGAAGGAAUUUAGCAUCCAUCUGGACUCUUCCAUUGCAGCAAAGCAUGGAGAGAAUGCAUCAUCGCUUGCUGGUUUUGAUAUCCAGACUGUUGGGCGGCAGCUUGCAUAUAUUCUCCGUGGCGAGACAAAAAUCAAGAAUAUCAAGAAGAACAAGACCACUGGAGGGUUCUCAGUAACUUUCCUGGGCGACAUUGUGGCAACUGGACUGAAGGUCGAGGACCAGCUCUCCCUUGGGAAGAGGUUGUCACUAGUUGCCAGCACUGGCGCGAUGCGAGCCCAAGGGGACACUGCAUAUGGAGCUAACUUGGAGGCACGUCUGAAGGACAAAGACUAUCCGAUUGGCCAGUCGCUCUCAACCUUGGGUCUCUCUCUGAUGAAGUGGCGCCGGGACCUUGCUCUGGGCGCAAACUUGCAGUCCCAGUUCUCAAUCGGAAGGGGGUCGAAGAUGGCAGUUCGACUUGGUCUGAACAACAAGCUGAGUGGGCAGAUCACUGUCAGGACAAGCACCUCAGAACAGGUCCAGAUCGCACUCCUGGGUCUCAUACCGGUUGCAGCCUCCAUCUACAGGAGCUUCCGGCCCAGUGAACCGUCCUUUGCUUAUUAGCUUGUCUGGAGGAGUCCCAGUUUUAUUAUUUCAUAACCAUAUCGUUUCUCUUAGCAAUUUUCCUUUUCAUAUGAACCAUGUUUCCUUAUGUUUUAGUUCGCUCUGUAAUUCCUAUCAUAAUUUUGGCUGAAGAGGGUUGUGAGAUUUAUCUGGAACUAUAGCUGAAUAAAUAAUGUCGCGGGAUGUACGGUCCUUGUGGUUACCAAUCUGUUAUAGCGUUUUUAAGUCUGUUCUGAUUAUUCUUGUGAUUAUCAAUCUAUUAGUGUUUCUAAGUC